Naegleria fowleri is the source of this 3600-nucleotide messenger RNA. RefSeq lists its product as uncharacterized. The record is from RefSeq and is a predicted model, not a curated record. The transcript has 2 exons. Gene Ontology annotation, cellular component: integrator complex. The coding region runs from base 1 to 3600 and encodes 1199 amino acids. NCBI's taxonomy places the organism in Eukaryota, Heterolobosea, Eutetramitea, Acrasida, Naegleriidae. Gene Ontology annotation, biological process: snRNA 3'-end processing.
AUGCAACAACAAUCCUUGUUCGAGAUUGUUGUUUCUCGCCGAUGGGAAAAGCUGGAACAAUCGGUCAUGAUGAGAGGUUUCUCAAACGUUGGAGGAGUCUCUUCAUCAAUAGUAAAUGAACCAACGAAUGGAUCGUUACUACACUCUGAUGGUGCUCAAAUGGAUAUGACUUCUGAUGAGGACGGAAAUGAUCAGGAAAUUUAUGGGUUAUCAAACCCACACGGUCAUCGGGAUGUGCUGUCCAACGAUCUAUCACUCUAUUUACCAUGUCUUACAAGACAAUAUCAUCAAUCUCCAAAUCGUUCGGCCGGGAAAAUUAAUCUUUUUAAUGUGUUGAAUUCUUCUCGAUUGUUUGAUAAAACAAGACUUUGUAAUGAUUAUAGGACAAGAGUCAAUUGGGAUCAAGUGCAAGAGAGUUUUAUACAAUUUCUAAUGACUUCUCCAUCAUCUGCACCGCAACAACAAGUUACGAAUAUCACAAUUUCUUUCGAAGAAUCUUCUCUUCAAAACCGAGUGAGUCUUAUUUUGAGAGAAAUAUUUGCAAGCGCUUUAAACACCCAAAAAAGUACUUUGUUUUGCAAUGAUGUGUAUAACACUGAAAUUUGCUACCUCAUCUCUUCUACACUCUUUCAAAUACCACUGUUUUUAUUUUCCUCAAGUUUAGAAUCUUCGGAUUCUCGUAUUGCAGCCAUCACUAGAAUGAGAAAUCAGCACUCACAAGCUGGAGGAUUGACUUGGUAUUUUAGAGAAGUAAUUCGCUUCUUCUUUCUGUUAGAUCCGCUAUCACUAAAUGGUACUUUUGAUUCAUUAGGGCUUGUUUCUGAAAACGAUAUUUCUGGAACUACCUACUCGGAAAAAUAUAUAGUUUCAAUUGUGUUAAAUCAUCCUUAUAUUUUGGAAGAUUUAAUUGAGUUUUUAAUCCGAGAGUUUUCAACAAACAAUCAAUAUAUGGCACGACUGGAAUCUAUUUUGCAGCAACUAAGUUCAUUCUCUAGGUCUUCGGCCGAAAAAGUUCGAUUUUAUUGCAUGAAAUUUAGAAAAUUCCCAGAGUUAUGCUUAUAUAUAACUUUUGAAAAGAUAAGAGACUAUGUUAGCUUUUUUAAUAGCUGUUUCAAUGGAGUUUUAGAAAGUGGAAAUUUGUUCUCCGAGACAAAAUCAGCUGAAAUGGCCAUAUUUGAAAGCGUGAAAAAGAAUCCCAAAAUUCAAGAAAUAUUAAGCCGUCACAUUGUAGCUGAAUUGCAAGGAGAAGAAACAUCAGUUGCUGACACUUGUUCUCUGCUUCGACUGUGUUGUGCUUUAAUGCUUCUUUCAAGUCAUAAUGUAUUUAAGAACGAUUUUUCUUUGGUUACUUCAUCCAACCGUAAUUUACCCGUUAGCAUUCAUUUGACAAAACUCAGAUUUUCAUUCUUAUUUAUUUGUGGAGAAAAUAUCACUGCAUCGCUUUCAUCAGAUUUGACAGUUAUAGACGUACCUAAGAGCAACAUUGUUCAAGUUUUGAGAGAUUUUAUUAGAAAUUUAAUGGAAGUCUCAAAUUCUAUGAGCACAACCGAUUCACUAUCCUCACAAGACAAGACAACAAUCAAAAAUAUUUUACUGCUUUUGGCCACCAAUUUUCAUGCGCAACUCUACAAGAGUAUCGCAACAUUUGUGCUAGACACUCUGCAUCCAACAUUGAAAAACUCAAAACAUCUUUCACAUAAUACUUCUUCGUACAGCUCGGGAUCUGGAGGACAGCAAACGGAACAAACAAAAAUACCAUCCACCAAACUAUCCAGACAGUUAUUAGAUGAAAAUACUCUAAAGAGACAACUAGGAGACAGAAUUGCCAAUCUUUUUGUUUCAGAACUAUUUCCUGUCGAAAAACUAGCCCAUGACAUUUUGACUGUCACACCGCUUCCGUUUUACACUGCAGACAACGAUUACGUGUUGCAAUGUGUUUUCCGAAUGCUAAAGAGCAGACUCUUUAGAAAACAUUCUGUUGACGCGUCUGAUUGGGUUUUCCAGCAAGUGCGUUCUCUGUAUCCAGUGAACGAACAAAUCACACUUCACCACUUGAUUCCAAAAAUCAUUCACGAAUUAAUUCAUAGCAAUUGCAUACCAUACGCAUCCAUGCCAUUCGAUAUGAAACUAUUUAGUGAUGAAAUGAUACUAGAUGUCUUUGAAUCAAAAACUUCGAAUCAAAUUGCAAGAGCAUUGAUUUUAUAUUACAUUUUAUCGGUGAAUAACAGCGUAAAAAAACAUCGAUAUGGACCCACAAUAAUAGAAAAAUGUAAUGUUGUGGAAGUGGUGAAAUAUGUGAAAGAGCAUAGGAAACAAGUUGGAGUUUUCUAUAGCCAAUUGUUAUCUGCUGUUGAGGAGCUUCAAUAUUUAUUUCAUUUGGAAACUUUACUCUCAGAAGGAAUAUACAGUGCUGAAACUGUUAAGACAGCAUCAUUAUCUGAAAGUGACAUUUCUGAUGCCAUCAAAUCACCAAUGUUGGAUCAAGCCAAAACAAAAAUGGUCCUAGAUGAAUUGAGAAGCUCUCCCGAAUUAUCACAAUUACACAUGAAUGACAUUAUUCGCAUGCUUGAUAUAACCAAUAAGGAUGGUCUUAUGCAAAAUUUCCAAGAUGUGAGAUAUUUCGUUUUUCUUGCUUUUCAAGAAUGGUGGAAAUGGAUGUUCUCAAAAACAAAUCCAAUGCGACUUGCUCUUCAAACAGCUAAUGUACUUGUGCUCAAGGAAUCUGGAGAGCUCAAAUAUUAUGACAUUUAUCAAAACAUAUUACUGCUAUUCAGAGUCGAUCAACGCAUAUUCCAAUGUCCCCCUCUAUUAGACAUCUUCCUUCAAAUGCUUUCCCUUUUCAUGAGUGCAUCAAGAAAGUUCAUUUUGCAAUCGACUCAUUCUGAUGCCGCUCUGAAAGACAGUUUAAUCAAAACACAAGAGAGCUCUAUUUUGCAACUCUUACUCGAGUAUCUGAAUCCAAAUAUUCUCAACCAUGCAGUUGCAGAGAGCGACAAACCUCUCCACGAAGAUGACGGAAGUACUGACAUGAGAAUUGUUCAACGAAAAAUUUGUCAAUUCAUUCACCAGAGAUUUAUUGAAAAUCCAACUCUCUCCAAGCUCAUUCACUUCCAAACCUAUAAUCCGGCUCUACUCCCAAUUACUGUCUCAUUGAUUGAUUCGAUACACAUUUGUAUGGACUUUAUUCUUGAGUUGCUCAAUCAACCAAAAGUGCAUCAACAAAUGUUUGCGGUCCAACUUGCCUCUUAUCUCUGUGAAAAGUAUCCACUUCAACGUUAUAUUGAUAUUGCUCGAGCAGCCAUUACAAAACUCAAACAAAUUGCUCAUCAACGAUCUGCAUUAAUAUCCAGCAAUUUUUCUGCCCCUGAAGGAAGUAUUGAUUUAUUCUCAAGCAAGCAACUCGUUAAUCAACAAGAAGACUUGAAUAACGCACAAGAAAUUUUAGAGACAUUGCUUCGACUUUCGAGAGCGUUUCCCUUCCUUUGUUUGGAAUGUAUUCAGGUGGUGCACGAAUUGAAAACUGUGUUUUCUUCAAAGCCAAAGGUACUUUUACUAGUUCAGCAAUAUUUUGUCAAGCUGACAACAUCUACUCAUAAUUAA